Paramecium octaurelia is the source of this 210-nucleotide messenger RNA. NCBI's taxonomy places the organism in Eukaryota, Ciliophora, Oligohymenophorea, Peniculida, Parameciidae. The record is from the annotation of a GenBank genome assembly.
AUGAGAUAACAUUUAAUUAAUAAUAUCUAUGAUUGUGAUGGAAGCGUCGCUUUUUUAUAGAUUUGCUUUUAUUCUGUUUCAAUUGACAAAAUAAAACUAUUUUGCUAUUAUUAUGUUAGUCAGCAUACUUUGAUAUUUAUUUUUGAAACAAUUUUCUAGUUUGAAAUAUCAAUAUCAAGCUCAAAAAACUGUGGUCUCAUUAAAUAUUGA